UUAAAAAAAUGUUCGUUUUUUCGUGAAGAUUUUGUACAGUAGGGGUUUGCUUAUUAUGAAAAAAGGUCAACCUGUUGUGACAGCGAAUCAUGUAGCAGACGAUGAUUUAAACCAAUGUUCGGAAUCCCAGUGUAUGAUCCACGCUCAUUAUGUUUUACAAAUAUUACAAAUUCACCGCAAAAGUGGAAUGUUUUGUGAUAUUUUAGUAAGGACAAACGACCAAACAUUUCACGCCCACAGGUCCCUUCUUGCCGCAUGCAGUUUGUAUUUUAGAAGCAACUUACCCACCGAUCCAAACAACCAAGUUUACGAAGUCGUUCUACCUCAAGUUACAUCAGUUGGAUUCGAUGUCCUGCUUAACUACAUGUAUACCGGGAUCCUUGGGAUUAACAGUGAAAAUAUUAAGGAUGUUAUUUCGGGAGCUAUGGCUCUUAAGAUGACAAACGUGGUAGAGACUUGCUAUCAGUUUGUUAAUUCAUCGCAAUAUAUGGAAACAGAUCAAAUGUACGAAUACGAACAAAACAAUCAUAUGAGCACAGAUUCCGACGCCACUAUGUUUCAUGAUCAAGACAAACUAUCGGAUCAAAUGCACGACGAGGCCCCCGUUGAUGCUUCCAGUGCUCCCCUGGAUUUAACUAAACCCCGGUCCAGUGAUGCCGGUCAUGCAUCGGAUAAUAUUACCAUCAUUAAUGUUGUGUCAACGGCAACCGAGAAUGGCAGCACUGGUUCAUCCAAUGACAGGGAAGCUACCAAUAAGUUUAAAGAGAAAAGAAAUCCUAAAUCGGAGAGUGAGUGGGUUGAAUCGACGAGUUUGUCUCGUAAACCUCGUCGUACCACUGGGGGGCAGAAGUGUUUAUGGCCGGGGUGUGGACGGCACUUCCGACAUCGGAAUAUUUACGAGGAACAUCAGAGGUUACAUGAACUUGGUGUGUCAGUUACCCAACUGCACAAAUGUUACAUGGGGGCUCGCGUGAAGAAGACGGUUCGUCAACGCUUGGAUGAUCUUCGGUAUAGUGGGCCAACCAAUGGGAGGGCAGCUAAUACUUCAGAACUUGGACCCCCACCCCUUGACGGCAUGGGGGUUUCCCCCCACGUGAUACUCCCUGAGCCAACACUUGGGGGGCCAAGUCACACAAAAUCCAAUUCGGGCGUCACAGGCGACCCGAGUACAAAGUGUAGCUAAUAUUUAGCACAUAUGUAAACUAUGUAGAUAUGUUUUCAUGCUGGUACUAAUUGUCCAUCAUUUGUUUUUAAUCAAAAUAAAACACAAAGCCGUA
Molecule: messenger RNA, 1277 nt
Organism: Ciona intestinalis (vase tunicate)
Lineage: Eukaryota; Metazoa; Chordata; Ascidiacea; Phlebobranchia; Cionidae
Source: RefSeq